Paramuricea clavata is the source of this 645-nucleotide messenger RNA. NCBI's taxonomy places the organism in Eukaryota, Metazoa, Cnidaria, Anthozoa, Malacalcyonacea, Plexauridae. The record is from the annotation of a GenBank genome assembly.
AUGGCAUACACCCCUGUGGAGAUUGAAACACAACACAAUCAACCACCGCGAAUUAUGGAGAGCAAUUUUUGUCCUACAGCUGAAAUUUCAACAGAAUCACACCCAGGGAAUAGGUUUUGUACCCCUACAGAGGACAUAGGAUUAUUAAACAUUCCUUCAAUAUACGAAACAAUGAAUAAUUCAUGCUUUGAUGAACAUUCGAAAUCACUGGGAUGGAACUGGCCGUCUGACCAAGCUGAGUGUACUGGGAACGAGGCGGGAAAAUGCGAUGCAGACGAUGAAGACGAACUCCCUACGAACAUUACCGAAUCAGUCCCGAGAGAGCCCCUGAAGCGUCUUCGGAGACAACGCGCAAAUGACCGUGAACGUCGAAGGAUGAAAUCGCUCAAUGGCGCUCUCAACAAUUUGAAACGUUGCAUUCCGCUGCCCAAGACUAAACGCCGCGUUACCAAACUUGAAAUAUUGCGAAUAGCUUGCAACUACAUCCAAGAUCUGUGGGAGACAUUAAAUAAUGGGGGGAAUGAGGGACAUACGGAAACUUUAGUGACACGAGGUGGUAAUCAACAUCAUAUAGUGAAUGGAAUGAGUGUCACGCAGAGACUUAGUUUAUUGUCCAACAACUUGAAAUUUAAUUUUCAAUUAUAA